ACGAAAGCGAAAAAUUGACAGUUGUGCCUGAAAAGUGGAAAGCGACGCAUGUCUAUCGAACAAAACGGAAAGCUAUAAAAAUACCAAAACCAACUAAGUGUUGAAUGGAAAGUAGUGAAUUUCUAUUUGAAAUACUUUAAAGGAUUCUGAGAGCCAAAACAAUUAAACAAAGAAAAGAAAAACAAAAAUCAAGAAAGUGUUAGCAUAAAUGCAUAACUGCGCGAAGGAAGUGAAAAGUGUGGUUGUCUUAAAUAUGUUUGACAUCUAAAAGAAAAAAAAAAAUUUGCACAUUUGUAUGUAUUCCAAUGUGUGUUGGUGUGUUUGUGCAAGCGUCAUUAUCCUUAUGGCAAAAUAAGUAUGCGAAACUGUAAAAAUAAAGGAUGCAGGCAGUGUAGUACAUAAAUGCUAACAAAUGAUACUGUGUUUCUGACAUAAAUUGAAAAAGUAAACAACUAAGUAAAAAUUGCGCAGCGCCGAAAAUAGUGUGAAAAAGCUCUUCACAUAGGUACAUAUUUGUAAGAACAAAAUUAAAUGAGAAAUUUCGAUAUGCAUAUCCGCGUUCUUUCUUACAUACGCAUUCAAUAUUGACUUUAACUUGCCAUUUUAUAUAUUUUUUUUUGUUUUUUGUUCCGUUUUGUUUUUAUUUCGUGUUUACGACUUUUUUAUACGACUUCGCAAUUGCCGGUCUUAAUUAUUUAUACAACAAUUUGUUUGUUAAGCCAGCUGUGGCCAAAGAAUUAUCAACACUAGAGACUUUACUUCUCUAUAAACGUCAGCAAGUGUCGUUUACGAAACCAAAAAAAAAGUAACAAAAAAUAACAACAAAAUCGUCGAUAGCAGCACCGGCGCAGCAGCAUUUCAAGCAGCAUCAACAGUAGCAACAAUAAACCGUUAGUUCAGUGGGGUCAAUGACGAGCACGUCAUUGAAUUUAUGAACUGGUUAAAUUCAAUAACCAAUCCAGCGUUCAAAAAGAAUUGCUUUGCCGAUAAUAUUUUUACAAACUCAACUGUCUUGCCACUUCACGCAUCAAAAGCACUUUGCAGCAUAACAGCAAACAAUAAACAAUUCGCCACUCGACAAAAAAUCUCAACAAGCCCACGACGAAGCAUAAGAAGAUUUAUCGAACUCAAAAGUGCCUUCGUCGUUAACCGCAGUCGCUUAACAAUUCGCUGUCGUCCUUUGACAUCUUAAGUGUGAGAUCAAGUGUGUUGUUCGACGACUGAAUAGCUCGCCUCCACUCCAUACCACCGACAGAUAGCAUAGCUGUUGAUAUUUUAUUUGUAUUCACUUUCCGUUUUCUUUUUGCGCAUUAACGUCGCUGCUCUGUGAACAAUGGUUGCAAUCGAACAUCGUCAAAAGUCAUCGACAGCAGCAACAGCAACAGCCACAGCGACAUCAGCAACAACAAUCAACAUAGCCGUACUAUCGCCAACAUCGUCCGCCUCAUCAGCAUCGGCUGCUUCGAAUACCACUACGACGACCACUUCGAGCAUUCAACAACAGCAGCAGCAACAACAACAGCAAGAGCAGCAGCAGCAAUCACAUAAAAGUCUCGAGGAGAAGAAGCAAUUGGUUGAAGAGGUAUUGAAAUCGAAUCCAAAAUCACCCAUACAAAAGCAGUUAAGCAAAACAGAUAAAAUGUCACAGCUGGAAUCACCCGCCGAUACAAAAAAUGCGGAGAAGCAACAGCAAAACAAGGAUGGCGGUGCAGUCUCGAAGAGUGCGGUUAGUCAGCGUAAUGUCGAUAUAAAAAUUUCCAAAAAAUCGAAUUUGGAUGCAGCUACCAAGGAGCUUACGAAAAAGGUACUCAAGCUGGAUUUGACGGGGAAGGAUUUGGAUGAGUUCUCCAUUAAAUCGCCCAAAUCGCCAAUAGCGCGUUUACCGCAUCAAACAUCGCUUACCUCGUCGGUCGAUGUGGAGGAUCGCAAAACGUUACGUGAGGCCUUAUACCAGGGUAUAUUUCAUCGACAUCGAAGAACCAUUUUCGCUGUGGGCAGCUUCUUGCGUAUGCUACGCAGCCGCAAUUCACAAUACAAUACCAUACGUAGCUCGUCGGAGGGUGAGGAUGUGGAUGAAGUUAGAUAAGACGAUGUUUUGUAGAUGAGGCAAACCACAGAAACAAGUAUAUACAUGUAGAUAAACAUAUGUAUGUAUAUUUAAACGGAUAUACUUAUAUAGAAUAUAUAUAAAUACAUAUGUAUAUGCAAACAUACAAACACAGAAAGAAUAGGAAGCAAACAAAAAAAAAUAAUUAUAUACAAAAAAAAAUUAAUGUUAAGCGCAUAAACGUGAGCGAGCGAUAAAAAAAAUAAAUAAAUUAUGUUACACUAACAACAAAAAGUAUACACACAUACAAACAAACAUAUAGUGGUGCAUAGUUAGCUAGAGUGGUUAGUAGAUUAUGUAGACACACCUGCAUAAAUGCAUACAAACAUACUUACAUGAAUGUUCAAAGUCAUAUGCGCCAAAAAACACAUAAAUACAUACAGACAUACAUAUAUUCAUACAUAUAUAUGAACUCACAGAAAGUCAUAGGAUCUUUAUGUCAUUGUUGUGUAGAAAUGUAUGCAGGUAAAUUAUAUACGCAGCCACAGCCAUAAAUUCAUACAUAGAAAACGAACCUAUACAUAUUUAUUGAAAGUUGUACGAAUGUAGUUAAAUAAAAUUGAAGAAAAUAUAUACAUAUGUAUAUAAAUAAUUGUCAGAAUUAAAGCAAACUGCAAAAAGAAUUUGAAAGUAAUUUGCGUUGGUAAUUCGCAAGUCUAAUGAUUUUUCGAUUUCUCAUAAAAAAAAAAAUAAAAAUAUAAAAAAAGAUACACUUUUCAUUUUUUGAGCCUUUCACUUAGUGAAAUUUAGCUUGUAGCUUAAUAUAGUCGUCAUAUACACGUACCACUUAAAUUCAUGUAAGCAUGCAAGUGUAUAAAAUUAUUUGAAAACUUGUACUUAGUACCUACGUAUAUAUGUUUUGCACAUUUUAGCCGAAAUUUUUUUGGAAGUGACGUUUUCUAACUGUAAAUUGCUUGCUUGCCUACGUUGUGUAUGUACGUUAUGUAAAUUGGUAGUUUUUAGUUUUCUUACUACGCUGAAUCGAGCAAAAAAAAGGUAAAUUUAAACAUUUUUAAACUAUUUUUUAAAUAAAUACGAGUGCAUACUUUCAAAAAAUUUGUUAUAUGUAUGUACGAGUAGAGUUGUCAAACGAGUUUUAUUAUAUACAUACACACAUACAUACAUAGAUAAAUAAUAUUUUUCAAACCAUUUUGCUUAACACAUUCCGUAUAAGCCGAAUAACCUCGAAUUAGUUACUUACAUAGAUAAAGAAAUACAUAAAUAAAUAUAAAAAAUUAA
Rhagoletis pomonella (apple maggot) is the source of this 3346-nucleotide messenger RNA. RefSeq names its product tetraspanin-2A (gene Tsp2A). The record is from RefSeq and is a predicted model, not a curated record. The transcript has 5 exons. Gene Ontology annotation, cellular component: membrane. NCBI's taxonomy places the organism in Eukaryota, Metazoa, Arthropoda, Insecta, Diptera, Tephritidae. Bases 1334 to 2086 code for a protein of 250 amino acids.